UACUUUCUGUUUUUCACUUCCUUCUCUUCAGAGCUGUAUCCGGGUCGUUGCUUUCUCUAUUGUCUCAGGCAACCGGCCUGUGUAAAAUCUGGGGCUUUUGUUGCAGGCUAAUAAAGUUUUUAAAUUUUUUUUUCUAAGUGUUUUAACGGGGGAAGUUUACUCCCCAGGGCUGCCAGGUUGGCUGCGGUGCUGGGCCGGAGGGCGCCUCAGGCCGGGGAGCCCAAAAAGGCGGCGUUUGAGCGGCCGGGGCCGGUUCUGCGAGGACUAGGGGGCGGGGGGCGGGAGGGGAACUGCAGGGCUGCACCUGGGGCGCCUCGGUCUGGUUCGCGCCGCCGCCCAUUUUCGGUAGCAUCUUUUGGACUUGUUUCCGCGGUCUCAGUCCUCGACCUUCGCGCUGCCUGGGCUCCCACAGCCUCUCCCUAGGUGUCCUCCAAACGACCACCUCGGAUUCCUUAUGGAUCGCAGCUCCAAGAGGAGGCAGGUGAAGCCUUUGGCAGCUUCUCUGCUAGAAGCUCUCGAUUAUGAUAGUUCAGAUGACAGUGAUUUUAAAGUUGGAGAUGCUUCAGAUUCUGAAGGGAGUGGUAAUGGAAGUGAAGAUCCUUCAAAGGACAGUGGAGAAGGUUCCUGUAGUGAUUCUGAAGAAAAUAUUUUAGAGGAAGAACUGAAUGAAGACAUUAAAGUAAAAGAAGAACAACUUAAAAAUUCUGCAGAGGAAGAAAUACUGUCAUCAGAAAAACAGUUAGUUAAAGUAGAAAAGAAGGAAGAAGAAGAGAAUGGAGAAAGACCUAGAAAGAAAAAGGAGAAAGAGAAGGAAAAAGAAAAGGAGAAAGAGAAGGACAAAGAAAAAGAGAAAGAGAAGGAGAAAGAAAAAGCAACAGUAUCUGAUAAUGUGGCUGCUUCUGCUGCUUCCACCACACCAGCCACAAGUCCUCCUGCUGUUAACACAUCUCCUUCAGCCCCCACUACGACAACUACAGAGGAACAAGUCAGUGAGCCAAAAAAGUGGAACCUUCGUCGAAAUCGACCACUUCUGGAUUUUGUAUCCAUGGAAGAGCUGAAUGACAUGGAUGACUAUGACAGUGAAGAUGACAAUGAUUGGCGACCCACUGUGGUAAAAAGAAAGGGAAGAUCUGCAUCUCAGAAAGAAGGAAGUGAUGGAGACAACGAGGAUGAUGAAGAUGAGGGAAGUGGCAGUGAUGAGGAUGAGAAUGAUGAAGGCAAUGAUGAAGAUCAUAGCAGCCCUGCCAGUGAAGGGGUUUGCAAGAAGAAGAAGAGUAAAGUUCUUAGCAGAAACAGUGCUGAUGAUGAGGAACUGACCAAUGAUAGCCUGACACUAUCUCAGAGCAAGAGUAAUGAGGACUCGCUGAUUCUUGAGAAGAGUCAAAACUGGAGUUCUCAAAAAAUGGACCAUAUUCUGAUUUGCUGUGUUUGUCUUGGAGAUAAUAGCGAGGAUGCUGAUGAAAUAAUUCAGUGUGAUAAUUGUGGCAUUACAGUCCAUGAAGGUUGCUAUGGAGUUGAUGGAGAGAGUGACUCUAUUAUGAGUUCAGCUUCUGAAAACUCCACUGAACCUUGGUUUUGUGAUGCCUGUAAAUGUGGUGUUUCCCCUAGCUGUGAACUAUGUCCCAAUCAGGAUGGAAUUUUCAAGGAGACAGAUGCUGGAAGAUGGGUUCACAUUGUUUGUGCGCUGUAUGUUCCUGGAGUAGCCUUUGGAGAUAUUGACAAGUUACGACCGGUAACACUAACAGAAAUGAACUAUUCCAAAUAUGGUGCCAAGGAGUGUAGCUUCUGUGAAGACCCUCGUUUUGCUAGAACUGGAGUUUGCAUUAGCUGUGAUGCAGGAAUGUGCAGAGCCUAUUUCCACGUAACCUGUGCUCAGAAGGAAGGUCUGCUUUCAGAGGCAGCAGCAGAAGAGGAUAUAGCAGAUCCAUUUUUUGCUUAUUGUAAGCAACAUGCGGAUAGGUUAGACAGAAAGUGGAAGAGGAAAAACUACUUGGCUCUACAGUCCUAUUGUAAAAUGUCUUUACAAGAAAGAGAAAAGCAACUAUCACCAGAAGCACAGGCAAGGAUCAAUGCCCGACUUCAACAAUAUCGUGCCAAAGCAGAACUAGCUCGAUCCACCAGACCCCAGGCCUGGGUUCCAAGGGAAAAAUUGCCCAGACCACUCACUAGCAGUGCUUCAGCCAUUCGUAAACUGAUGCGGAAAGCAGAGCUAAUGGGGAUCAGUACAGAUAUAUUUCCAGUGGACAAUUCAGAUACUAGUUCUAGUGUGGAUGGAAGGAGAAAGCAUAAGCAACCUGCCCUCACUGCUGAUUUUGUGAAUUAUUAUUUUGAGAGAAAUAUGCGCAUGAUUCAAAUUCAGGAAAAUAUGGCUGAACAAAAGAAUAUAAAGGAUAAAUUGGAGAAUGAACAAGAAAAGCUUCAUGUGGAAUAUAAUAAGCUAUGUGAAUCUUUAGAGGAACUACAAAACCUGAACGGAAAACUUCGAAAUGAAGGACAAGGAAUAUGGGCCUUACUAGGCAGAAUCACAGGGCAGAAGUUGAACAUACCGGCAAUUUUGCGAGCACCCAAGGAGAGAAAACCAAGUAAAAAAGAAGGAGGCACACAAAAGACAUCUACUCUUCCAGCAGUGCUUUAUAGUUGUGGAAUUUGUAAGAAGAACCAUGAUCAGCAUCUUCUUUUAUUGUGUGAUACCUGUAAACUCCAUUACCAUCUUGGAUGUCUGGACCCUCCUCUUACAAGAAUGCCAAGAAAGACCAAAAACAGUUAUUGGCAGUGUUCAGAAUGUGACCAAGCAGGGAGCAGUGACAUGGAAGCAGACAUGGCCAUGGAAACCUUACCAGAUGGGACCAAACGAUCAAGGAGGCAGAUUAAGGAACCAGUGAAAUUUGUUCCACAGGAUAUGCCUCCAGAACCCAAGAAGAUUCCAAUAAGAAACACGAGAACCAGAGGACGAAAACGAAGCUUCAUUCCUGAGGAAGAAAAACAUGAGGAAAGAGUUCCUAGAGAGAGAAGACAAAGGCAAUCUGUAUUACAAAAGAAGCCCAAGGCUGAAGAUUUACGAACUGAAUGUGCAACUUGCAAAGGAACUGGAGACAAUGAAAAUCUUGUCAGAUACCCUUCAUGAGACCCAACUCUGCCACAGCUCAUCCUCGGAGGCAAUCCUGGAAACCUCUUUUAUAAGUGUGAUUUUAAAAAUGUGGAUAACACCCUCAAUAGAGUACAUACAGUAAAGGAGAACAGCUAUCUUGUCCUUCCCAUAACCUUUCACUGCAAAAAGUUGCCUUUGCUUGUCAGGUUUGGAUAGACUGUAAUUGAUUGGUUUGUUCCUUGGACUGACAAGGCAGUUAAAUUUGCCUGCCUGGAUUCUUCUCUUUUCUUUUCUUUUUUUCUUCUUUCUUUUUUCUUUUGCACUAAUCAGAAACAUUUGAUAUGUGCAUUGUUAAAAAAAAAUACUAGAUAAUGUCUUGUCAGAAUUGUUCUAUUAAGUAAUGUCUUCCCCUCUUGCUUCUUUGGCGAAUGAUAUACAGUGUUUGGACUUACUGAAGAGUUAUGGAAGCCUGUGGGACUUACAUGCUAUGUGCUACUCACUGUUGAACAAAUCUAGUAACAAACAAAAAAGACAAUGCAUUCCAUUAGUCUGCUAUUCUGUCUCAUCCAACUUAAUACAUAUAUUC
Messenger RNA from Camelus dromedarius (Arabian camel), 3674 nucleotides. RefSeq names its product PHD finger protein 14 (gene PHF14). NCBI's taxonomy places the organism in Eukaryota, Metazoa, Chordata, Mammalia, Artiodactyla, Camelidae. The record is from RefSeq and is a predicted model, not a curated record. The coding region runs from base 455 to 3124 and encodes 889 amino acids. The transcript has 17 exons. Gene Ontology annotation, biological process: regulation of transcription by RNA polymerase II.